Messenger RNA from Striga asiatica, 990 nucleotides. NCBI's taxonomy places the organism in Eukaryota, Viridiplantae, Streptophyta, Magnoliopsida, Lamiales, Orobanchaceae. The record is from the annotation of a GenBank genome assembly.
CGCAACCCCAUCAGAAUCAGAGAGAAUUGCAGAGGCGGCGAGUUUGGCGUAGGAUGCCUUCCGGCGGCGGUUUUAGAUUGAGGUUGAGAGCUAUACACACGUGGAUUCGGGACUAUGACAACCUCCAGUGGCUCGCGCUAAGGCUGAUCUACGCCCAAAUUGGCUGCGCCUUGGUUGGAUCGCUCGGCCCAAUCUACAACGGUGUUUUGCUAGUCGAUUUGGGGAUUUCGCUGUUCGCGCUCGUCGCCAUUGAGAGCAGCAGCCAGAGCCUCGCUAGGACAUACGCAUUUCUUCUCUUCUGUUCCAUUUGCCUGGACUUUUCAUGGUUCUUCAUUUUCUCUCAUCAUAUCUGGUUUUUUCCAUCUGAAUUUUAUGGAGCUUUUGGGAGCUUUUUGGUCAAGCUGACCUUGGUCAUGCAAAUCAUUGGAUUUUCAGUGAGGCUGUCAUCAUCACUACUAUGGAUUCAGAUGUACAGACUGGGUUCUUCUUACAUAGAUAAUAGUGGUGCUAGAGAUACAGAUGCCUAUUUGAGAAAUAGUUUUAUCAAUCCUGCUACUCCUAUUGUUCGAGUUACUUCGGGUUGUGAUGAUGCUAUUGGAGGCUCAAUAUACGAUCCUGCAUAUUACUCGUCUCUAUUUGAACCUGGAAGGAAUGACACAUGUCCAUCUGGGGUUAGUCAAAAUCUGGAAUUUUCACUAAUAGAACCGGCCCCUACUGCCGAAACUCAGCAGCUGAGUCCUGACAGAUCUUUGCAUGUUACAGAUGAUGAGAAUGUUAAGAGAAGGCUCCAGGUCACCUGAGUAGUGAUUGAUGGAUUUUUUUGGCGUGGGUUCCCAUUCGUCAAAGUUUUUUUUGUUGGCUAAUUUUUCUUGUAGAAUUAAUAUACAGGUAGCAAAAAUUUGUACAGAUAUUCCUUACUCUAUUCUUUUUGCCAGUAAAUGUGGAGAGNUGUUUUCCUUGUAAAGUUUGAUGGGAAGUUAUUGAAAGAGU